Molecule: messenger RNA, 985 nt
Organism: Quercus robur (English oak)
Lineage: Eukaryota; Viridiplantae; Streptophyta; Magnoliopsida; Fagales; Fagaceae
Product: photosynthetic NDH subunit of lumenal location 1, chloroplastic
Exons: 8
Coding region: 87-830 (247 amino acids)
Biological process (GO): photosynthesis
Cellular component (GO): extrinsic component of membrane; photosystem II; photosystem II oxygen evolving complex
Molecular function (GO): calcium ion binding
Source: RefSeq, a predicted model, not a curated record
CAUCCACUAAGAAAAGGAAACACAAGUCCAACAUCAAGCUCGUAACCAUCACGAAAGGACAAGCUGCACUAUCCAAUAGCCACUUUAUGAGAAGCCAGAACUGCUUCUCUUACCAGUUGAAUAUGGCUGUGUCCUCACUCUCAUUGAGCUGGGUUUCAACCACUUCAUCCAACAAAUUGAAUUUGCCUUACUCCAACGACUUACCUAGAGAUACCGCAUUGUCUUCACGUAACAACACCAUCACAUGCUCAAGAGAGACAGCCUCCAGUGAUGAAAGUCACUGCAAGAGAAGGCUGCUAUUAUUGAAAGUUGGAGCACUGACUGCCAGUUUACUCCCUGCAAGUUCCCUUUUUGCUCAAGAAAUACCAGCAAAUUAUCGAGCUUUUGUUGACUCUGAAGAUGGGUAUUCUUAUGUUUACCCCUCAGAAUGGAGGGAAUUCGACUUCAGGGCUCAUGAUUCUGCAUUUAAGGACAAAUUUAUGCAAUUGCAUAAUGUUAGGGUGAGAUUUAUACCAACUGAUAAAAAAGACAUCCAUGAUAUGGGCCCAAUGGAAGAGGUCGUUUACUAUUUGGUGAAACAUGUGUAUGCUGCACCUAAUCAAGUAGCUGAUAUAAUUAACAUGCAAGAGAAAACUGUUGAUGGGAAAAAUUAUUACACCAUUGAGUUCCAACUUACAUCUCCAAAUUUUUCUACUGUUUCUUUUGCAACCAUAGCAAUUGGAAAUGGAAGAUAUUACACUAUGAUUGUCGUUGCAAAUGAAAGGCGUUGGAGAAGAUAUCGCGAUAGGCUUAAAGUGAUAGCAGACUCUUUUAAGGUGCUUGACAUCUGAAAACUGUUGGAGAGCUGGCAAUCUCAGCAUGUGAAUGUUAAUUUGUUUUUCCUUUUGCUUAAUUGUUAAUUUACGUUAUGUAUAUAUUAAAGAAAAAAAAUUAGCUUCAUACAACUAUCAUCAUCUUCAUCAUAUUUAAGUGAUUAAUUAUUUCA